UCCUGCGACAAAACCGAGUUCAUGCAUGGCGUUGUCCUUUCGCAAAGUGCCAGCGGUGAUUGCACGUUUGCAGCCUGAGUGCCAAAUGAUCGUCGUGGCGAACCCACAGGCGAAGCCACGACGGAUCGCCACCAUGCUCAAGUGGCUGGCCUUUGCCGCCACGUGCUCCAUUCUGUCUUUCCAGUCUUGGCGGCUCAAGUUCACCGCGAACCUUCAAAGACCUCGGGGACAACCAUCACAGUUCGCCAUCGACUUCGAGAGCGGCUCGUUCACGCUAGCCGGCGAGUCCGUGCGGAUCCUGUCCGGCUCCGUCCACUACUUCCGCACGCCGCGCGAGCUGUGGAUGGAGCGCCUGACCUACGCGCGUGCCGCCGGCCUUAACACCAUCGACACGUUCGUCGAGUGGAGUAGCCACGAGCCGGAAGAAGGCCGCUUCGACUUCCACGGGCAGCGAGAUCUCGUGGCCUUCCUGGAGAUGGCCCACAACUUGAGCUUUAUGGUCAUCCUGCGACCGGGCCCUUACAUCGGCGCUGAGCGAGAUAUGGGAGGCCUUCCGCACUGGCUUUUACGAACAGAUUCCGGCAUUCGCCUGCGAACGAUGGAUACAAGAUACAUCAAAUUUGCGGACCGCUACCUCACCGAACUUUUCAAGCGGAUAAAGCAUCUGUCCGUGAGAAACGGCGGCCCCAUAAUUAUGGUUCAGGUGGAGAACAAGUACGGCUUGUCCAGGAAGUGUAACCGCACCUAUCUUCGCCACCUGCGGUUCUUGAUGCGCCAAGAGCUCGGAAGCGACACUGUUCUUUUCACCACGGACCGUGUUGGCGUGGGCGCCAUGUCUUGCGGAAGGAUAGAAGGAGUCUACCCGGCAGUCGCUUUCGGAGCUACGGCCAAUGUGUCUGAGGCGUUCGCCACCCAGCGAAUCUACCAGAAACGGGGGCCGCUAUUCGUCUCAGAGCUGUAUACAGGCUGGUUCGACCGCUGGGCCAUGCCCCACCGGCACGUGGACCCUGCCAUGGUCGCCAGUGCGCUUCGCCAAGUCCUGCUCGCCGGCGCUUCUGUAAACCUGUUCACUUUUCUCGCUGCACCUUUGAAAGCGUCCAUGGUCGCAGCCAAGGGAAACAAGGGCGCGCUCUUCUACAGGCCCCAUGUGACGAGCUACGAUUUCGGCGGCCCCCUGACGGAAGCGGGAGACCCGACUGAGUUAUUCGUCGCCGUCCGUCGCGUCAUUUCCGAGGCAAGCGGUCACGCUUGGCUUCCUUGCCGCUGUCGUCCGGUGAGGUCAGCUGCAGAGAAUCAGAGCCGAGAUCAGGACGUCGCUGGAAAUGGACUGUUUCUUGCACGGCAUUCGUUGCCUCAGUUAUUAGAUGUUCGUGGAAAACGGCGUUUCAGCGCCUGCCUCGAAUUAGUGGUUGAUAAAGGCGCUUCUCAUUCGUGUUCAAAAAUGUCCACCAACGUAUAUGCACGGUAUAAGCCGUUGUCCGUAACUUCGCUAUAUUUGUUCGAGCUGACUAGAAAGACCGGUGCUGUUCAUUUCUACUGUCGCGCACUUCUACAGGCUCAUGGUUUGAUGUUCUACGAUGUGGCUAUCACGUAUCAGCCGCAUGUUCCUGCCCUGCUCAGUGUGGAAGGAAUUCGAGACGGAGGGCACGUCUACCUUAAUGGUGUUUUUGUGGAUUCCGUAUCCCGUGCGGAGAACAGUAACGCCCUGCUGAUUAAAGCGAAACUACACCAAGUACUGACAGUUCUCGUUCAUAACGAGGGCAGGAUCUCAUCGGGGAAAGGCCUAAGCGAAAGUAAGGGGAUUGUCUCGAACGUGACGUUGGACAGACGCCUGCUGACCAAAUGGACCAUGCGGCCAGUUCCGCUCACCAACGCCACGUGGCUCACGAAUUACGCCCAGAUGCGCUAUGUUCGAAAGCAGACCUCUCUGAGAGCCGCCAGAUCACCUUUCGAGUUGCGCGUUUUUGCUGCCAAGUUCGAGCUGCCUGCCUCCAAUGUCUACGACACGUUUUUGAGGCCUGACCAGAAGACGAAGGGCAUUGCGUUUCUGAACGGCUUCAAUCUGGGUCGCUACUGGCCGGCGAGGGGACCGCAGAAAACUCUGUACGUGCCACGCACGCUGUUCAGGAAGGAGAACCUGCUCGUGCUCAUCGAGCUCGAAGGGGGCUUCCACCGCGGCGGCAAACCCCCCGUCGUCCAGUUCGUGGACAAGCCAGAGCUCCAUGGCACGGUCCACGAGAUGGAUGAAUAAACGGGACGAAAAUUUGCCUUUCUGAUACAGUAAAGAAUCUAUUUUACUACGGAAGUUUGUAACAUGCACCAGUGUUUGUCAAUAUGUAGUUCGUGGGCUCUCAUGGCUUUUUGGUCAUUGUGAGAAGCGAACGCAGCGUUUGCCAAGGGAUACGAUAAAACUAUAGACAGCCAUUUUUCUGCUACGUUUCUUUGACUAAGCGGCGUACGAACGACAUGCUCAUUGAGCAUCGUGCGCAGACAAUUUUUUUUUUUAUAUUACACAUCACGUGCUGGGCAUUCGCGGGGUCCAGUCAUCUGGCAGGCUACUGUAAGCGAUGCCAACGCACACUUUUAUUUCACGGCACAGGUGUUUUAAUUCCAGCAUAAUGACUUGACAAGUUUCACCCGAACGUUGUCAUACUCAUUUCUGGAAUAAGCGCGGAAUCAACGCGUAUUCUAAACCGAUAACUUUUAUGGUUAUCCCUUCUAUAAUGUGCCUCGAUUUGCUGAGUAAGCGCAAUCGGAUGUGAGGGGAAAAUGGUACAUGUCCCAUAAGCGCUGUUUUCAAAUCGCGGAGUAAUCGAAUUGACAAGGAUACUUUAGUGACGUCGCACUGAACAUUGCGUUACCCAAGAGUGAAAGCAUCCCGAAAAGUGAUUAAUCAAGAGCAGGAAGUCCGGUUUCCACAGCAUGGCAUUUUCUUUGAUUUUAGGGAAUUUAGACUGAACACA
Dermacentor andersoni is the source of this 2963-nucleotide messenger RNA. Its product is annotated as beta-galactosidase-like. Lineage: Eukaryota; Metazoa; Arthropoda; Arachnida; Ixodida; Ixodidae. Gene Ontology annotation, molecular function: hydrolase activity, hydrolyzing O-glycosyl compounds. The record is from RefSeq and is a predicted model, not a curated record. Gene Ontology annotation, biological process: carbohydrate metabolic process.